AUGACCGUCACCAACAACUGCGCCUACACCAUCUGGCCUGGAAUGUUCACUGACUUGAACGCCGGCACCGCUGUCCCCACGCAAACUACAGGAUGGGAGCAGGACGCUGGAGCGACUGUCUCCUUCUCCGUUCCCGACAACUGGACUGCAGGCCGUAUCUGGGGCCGUACCAGCUGCGACUUUACCACCAACCCUGGACCCAACUCCUGCACGACCGGUGGCUGCAAUGGUGGUCUCGUCUGCGACCCAUCUACCGGCACAGGUGUUCCCCCCGCCACCGUUGCGGAGUUCACGCUGAGCACAAGCGAUUUGCCAGACAACUAUGAUGUUUCGCUCGUUGAUGGAUUCAAUAUCCCGAUGGAGGUCACUGUCACUGGCGGUUGCUCCACUGCAUCCUGCCCCGUUGAUCUCAACCCGGACUGUCCUUCUGAUAUCGCGGACACCGAUUCUACUGGCGCAAUCAUCGGAUGCAGGAGUGCGUGCCAAGCUGGUCUGUCUUCUGACCCAGCCAACUCGCCUUACUGCUGCACCGGCGAUCACGACACUGCCGCCACUUGCCCUAACUCCGGCGUUCUCCACUACGACUACUUCAAGGGCAGCUGCCCCGACGCGUACGCCUAUGCUUACGAUGAAUCUUCCGGCACUGCGCUCUGGACUUGCCCAUCUGCCACCGCGGCUGACUACACCAUCACUUUCUGCCCUUAA
Molecule: messenger RNA, 705 nt
Organism: Stereum hirsutum FP-91666 SS1
Lineage: Eukaryota; Fungi; Basidiomycota; Agaricomycetes; Russulales; Stereaceae
Product: Osmotin thaumatin-like protein
Exons: 6
Coding region: 1-705 (234 amino acids)
Biological process (GO): defense response
Cellular component (GO): extracellular region
Source: RefSeq, a predicted model, not a curated record